ACAUUACCACGGAGAAUACGACCGAAAGGGGUUUGUUUUAAUUACAUGACCGAUAACUGUCCGUUCGUCUAGUUGGUAACGACUCCGUAUCGUUAACCGUGGGGAGAAAUGGGCACUUUACGCGAUCUCCAGUACGCGUUACAGGAGAAGAUCGAAGAACUGAGACAGAGAGACGCGCUGAUUGAUGAACUGGAGUUGGAGCUUGACCAGAAAGAUGAACUCAUCCAGAAGCUUCAGAAUGAGUUAGACAAAUACCGAUCCGUUAUAAGACCGGCAACUCAACAAGUCCACAAGCAGAGUGUCCUUCAAGAGCAGCAGAGGACCAAGAGACAGGCGAUCUCAGCCGAACCUACAGCCUUUGAUAUCCAAGACCUCAGUCAUGUCACCCUGCCUUUCUAUCCAAAGAGCCCACAGUCUAAAGAACUAAUCAAAGAGGCCAUUCUUGACAAUGACUUCAUGAAGAACUUGGAGCUGUCUCAGAUUCAGGAGAUUGUGGACUGCAUGUACCCUGUGGAGUAUGAUAAAGAUAGUUGUAUCAUCAAAGAAGGCGAUGUGGGCUCCCUGGUCUAUGUCAUGGAAGAUGGCAAGGUUGAGGUGACCAAGGAAAGCAUGAAACUCUGCACUAUGGGGCCAGGGAAGGUGUUUGGAGAGCUUGCCAUCCUCUAUAACUGCACCAGGACUGCUACGGUACAGACCCUCACAAAUGUGAAGUUAUGGGCCAUUGACCGCCAGUGUUUCCAGACCAUCAUGAUGAGGACCGGACUCAUCAAGCAUGCAGAGUACAUGGAGUUUCUGAAGAGCGUUCCAACAUUCCAAGGCCUUCCAGAAGAAAUACUUAGCAAGCUAGCUGAUGUGCUGGAGGAGACUCACUACAGUGAUGGAGAAUACAUUAUUAGACAAGGUGCCAGAGGGGACACAUUCUUUAUCAUUAGCAAGGGAAAGGUGAACGUUACUCGAGAAGAUCCACCCAAUGGAACCGCUGUCUAUCUGCGGGCAUUAGGUAAAGGAGACUGGUUUGGAGAAAAAGCCCUUCAAGGAGAAGACAUCAGGACGGCUAAUGUCAUUGCUGCUGAAGCUGUCACCUGCCUCGUCAUCGACAGAGAGUCCUUCAAACACUUGAUUGGAGGUCUGGACGACGUCUCUAACAAAGGCUAUGAUGAUGCUGGCGCCAAAGCAAAAUACGAGGCAGAGAAUGCCUUCUUCUCCAACCUGAAUCUGGUGGACUUCAACAUUAUCGACACUUUGGGAGUUGGAGGAUUUGGAAGAGUUGAGCUGGUGCAGCUCAAGAGUGAAGAGACCAAAACAUUUGCAAUGAAGAUUCUGAAGAAGCGUCACAUCGUGGACACGCGGCAACAGGAGCACAUCCGCUCUGAGAAACAGAUCAUGCAGGAGGCUCAUUCAGACUUCAUUGUAAGGUUGUACAGGACUUUCAAAGACAGUAAAUAUCUGUACAUGCUGAUGGAGGCCUGUCUAGGCGGAGAGCUUUGGACCAUACUUAGAGACAGAGGAUCAUUUGAAGACUCCACUACACGGUUUUAUACAGCCUGUGUGGUUGAAGCCUUUGCAUACCUGCAUUCCAAGGGAAUAAUUUACCGUGAUUUAAAGCCAGAAAAUCUCAUUCUGGAUCACAGAGGGUAUGCCAAGCUUGUGGACUUUGGCUUUGCCAAAAAGAUUGGAUUUGGGAAGAAAACUUGGACUUUCUGUGGAACGCCAGAGUAUGUAGCCCCGGAGAUCAUACUGAAUAAAGGACAUGACAUCUCAGCAGACUAUUGGUCAUUGGGAAUUCUUAUGUAUGAACUCUUGACUGGAAGCCCACCAUUCUCAGGACCGGAUCCAAUGAAGACAUAUAAUAUAAUUUUAAGAGGAAUCGACAUGAUAGAAUUUCCAAAGAAGAUCACCAAAAAUGCAGGCAAUCUAAUUAAAAAACUAUGCAGGGACAAUCCGUCUGAGAGGCUAGGAAACUUGAAAAAUGGAGUCAAAGAUAUCCAAAAGCACAAAUGGUUUGAAGGCUUUAACUGGGAAGGACUACGCAAAGGAACUCUCACCCCUCCAAUUAUUCCUGAUGUUGCAAGCCCAACUGACACCAGUAACUUUGAUAGCUUUCCAGAGGACAAUGAGGAACCUCCUCCAGAUGACAAUUCCGGCUGGGACACUGAUUUCUAAAAAUGAAACUUAUAACGUGCCCUGCCCUAGAGUGUCUCGUGUGGUUUGUCAGCAAAGAGAAGAAUGGAAGACGUCUAGCCCAGCUCUGUGACACCAAGUUGCCUUCACACAUACUUCUGUCCUGCGAUGCCAUUGGGGCAUCUCAGCUUCCCGCUGCACCCCACAGCUACCGUGGACUGUCCUAAUCAGAAGGACUGGAGUCCAUAUUUCCAACAUGGCUUUAGAUAUAGACUCAGACUGCCUCAUGCUGGAGCAGAUGUCUUAUAAAUGAGCCCUUCUUUUUUUUUUUUUUUUUUUUUUUUUGCUGUUUUAUGUUUGACUGAUUGCACAAGCAGUGGUUUCAGGUUUUAAGUCUGGGUCCUAAGAAGAUAAUCAUAAGUAGGGACCGUACUAUGAUCUGGAGUGAGUUUUGAUUAUGUUUCUAAGAUGCAUUUUAGGAUGGAAUUUAGUUUGUGGUUACUUCUGAUAGUAUGACAGUUUUGUAUGAAUAUAGGUAAUAUAUUUGGAACAGAAACACACCAGUGUCAAAUACUUAAAAAGGUAAAAGGUAUGGUACAUAUGAUUAAAUUAAUUUCCAUUUAGUAUUUUUAUGCAUAUUUCUCUUAAAGGAAUAGUUCAG
This is a messenger RNA of Carassius carassius (crucian carp), 2782 nucleotides long. RefSeq names its product cGMP-dependent protein kinase 1. The record is from RefSeq and is a predicted model, not a curated record. Gene Ontology annotation, molecular function: cGMP-dependent protein kinase activity; ATP binding. Bases 109 to 2163 code for a protein of 684 amino acids. The transcript is spliced from 18 exons. Gene Ontology annotation, biological process: protein phosphorylation. NCBI's taxonomy places the organism in Eukaryota, Metazoa, Chordata, Actinopteri, Cypriniformes, Cyprinidae.